Mycena indigotica is the source of this 1695-nucleotide messenger RNA. RefSeq names its product AB hydrolase-1 domain-containing protein. The record is from RefSeq and is a predicted model, not a curated record. The transcript has 11 exons. Lineage: Eukaryota; Fungi; Basidiomycota; Agaricomycetes; Agaricales; Mycenaceae. Bases 1 to 1695 code for a protein of 564 amino acids.
AUGCGCCCAUACGUGCUACUUGCCGCCGCGCUGGCCGCAGCGCGGGAUGUCUCCGCGCAAAACACGUUCGACUGGUCUAAACUUGAGCCAAGCACGAGCCUCGACUGGGCUCCAUGCAACUCUGGCUUCCAAUGUGCCCGUCUUUCCGUGCCAUUUGACUACGCGGCGCCGUCCGCGGGGAGCGCCGCCAUCGCGGUCAUCCGCUUCCCCGCCAAAGUCGCCCCUUCCGACCCCGCAUAUCUUGGGCCCGUUCUAUUCAACCCAGGCGGCCCGGGAGGGAGCGGCGUGCAAACCUUAGUCGGCGUCGCGCCGUUGUUCGCCAACGCUAUUGGCGAAAACUUCGACUGGGUCAGUUUUGACCCGCGAGGCGUUGGGUUCACUACUCCUACCGUCUCCAUCUUUGGCUCGGCAACGGAAACCGCGCUGUGGAACGCCGGGGCAUGGCCCGUAUCGCUCAACGCGUCUUCAGACUCGACGGCACUAACGCGGAUCUGGGGGCUCGCUCAGAUCGAGGGCCAGGUCGCUGCCCAGCGGGACUCGACCGGAAUCUUGAAAUACCUCACAACCGACAAUGUUGCGCGAGACAUGCUGUCGAUAACGCAGAAGAUGGGCUUCGACAAGCUCAAGUAUUAUGGCAUUUCAUAUGGGAGUGUUCUUGGUGCUACCUUUGCAGCGUUGUUUCCGGAUAAGAUUGACCGUAUGGUCAUCGAUGGUGUUGUUGAUGUCGAUGCCUGGUUCCAAGCGAACCUGACUAUUCUGUCUACCUCCACAGACGCCGCUUUCAAUGCAUUUUCCGCCGGCUGUGCAGCUGCUGGUCCAUCCGGGUGUGCAUUCGCCCGCUCUUCCAGCACAGCAGAGCAAAUUUCUGACCGCAUAACUGCGCUCACCAAUGCUAUCCGCAAACAGCCUGUUCCUGUCGUCACAUCCAUGGGCUACCUCCUCAUCGACUACUCCCUCCUCCGCAGCAUUAUCUUCGAGGCCCUUUACUCGCCAUACGACUCGUUCCCGUUAUUAGCGGACGCACUCGCCGAUCUGGAGAAGGGAAACGGCACCACACUUUACACAUUGGUCGCGCAGCCGCUUUACCAGUGUGGCGACAACACCAGCGUGGCCGACUCGGAGGCGGAUGUGGAAUUUGCAGUGUCCUGUGGCGAUGCUGUGGAGGUGAACGACACUCUGGAUGAAUUGGAGGCCUUCUACGCGACCGCGGCGCGGGUGUCCCAGUUCUCCGAGUUUUUGAUAGGGAGGACGCGGGUCGUGUGUAGUGGCUGGAAGGUCUAUCGGGAAGACCGCUUCAAGGGGCCGGCCAAAGCUGCGAAUACAAGUUGGCCGAUUCUGUUCAUCGCGAAUACAGCUGACCCGGUGACUCCCAAGGCAGGGGCGCUGAACACACUGGCGAACUUCCCCGGGUCCGUGCUGCUCACGCAAGACUCCCCUGGGCACACUUCGCUAGCCGCGACCUCCUUCUGCACGCUCGGCUAUCUCGCCGGCUACUUGGCCAACGGCUCCCUCCCCCAGCCCGGCACGACCUGUGCGGUAAACGAAACGCUGUUUGCGGACAACUCGAAUACUACCUCUGGAAUUGCAACCAAGUUGGGCAGGAGAGCAUCGGACUCAGAAACGGAGGAUGUCAGACAAUCGAUGAAGAGUGCCAGGCAGCGCUUACGUCGUGUGUUAGGACGCACGAAAUUCUAG